GUCAGUCAGCAGGAUGUACCAGCAUGGUGGAGGUCAUGGAGGAGGUCCUCAGGAGGUCGCGCUAACAGAUGAAGAGAAGGAGAUCAUCAACAGUGUUCUGGCUCGGGCUGAGACCAUAGAGGCCAUGGAGCAGGAGAGGAUCGGGCGUUUUGCCACUAGGUUGGACAGUAUGAAGAAGACGGCGUGUGGAGAUGGUCAGUCUCGUUGUCUGCUGUGUGGAGAGACGUUUGGACAGCAGGGAGUCACCUCUGUACUCUGUUCCUACUGCAAGAAGCACAUAUGCAGUAAGUGUGGGAUUCAGAACAACCGUUCGUCAUCUCCAGUGUGGGUUUGUAGGAUCUGCAGUGAACAUCAAGAGAUGUUGAAGCGUUCUGGAGCAUGGUUCUUUAAGGGACAACCCCAGCAAUCCCUCCCUGCUCCCCUGCCCAUCUCCAGGCCCAGAGGGACAGGUACAGAGAGCCCCCGUACCCAGACCCCUACCCAUGCCCAUCACCAGCCCAGUGCCCAGCCCUAUCCCCGUACCCAGCCCAGCUACCAGCCAGACCCUGGUGCAGAGGACUACACAGAGCGGCAGGAGCAGCAGGAUAACUCCUACUCCAACAUACAAAACCAAGAGCCCACUGAUGAGCCCCCAUACUCCAGUUCGGAGCAACAGGACCCAGAGGGCAAUAGCUCUGCUCAGACACUAGAGGGUGUUGCUGAGGCCCAGGUUAGCCCUGCCGUGGUGGAGGAGGUGGUGAAGAUGGAAAGACAGUUAGGCUCCAGACCUCCCACAGCCAGGGGAAGAGAGAACCCACCAGCUCCAGCUGACACAGUCACAGCACAGGCCCCUGCACCACAGAAGAGCAGAUGCCCACAGCAGAGAGAGGAGAGAGCGCCACCUCUAGUCAGGGAGGAGAAACCCACUCCUGCCCCCAAACCCAGCAUGGCAUCACGCACAGGCCCCGCUCCCAACAAAGACAAUGACAACGAAUACGACUCUGAUGAAUCCACCACGCUGGGGUUGCUGGAGUUCAUUCUGCAUUAUGAACAGGGGAACAACACACUGCACUGCAACAUAGUCAAAGCCAAGGGUUUAAAGCCGAUGGACUCUAACGGACUAGCAGACCCCUACGUCAAGCUGCACCUCUUACCUGGAGCUAGUAAGUCUAACAAGCUGCGUACUAAGACCCUGAAGGGCACUCUGAACCCAGUGUGGAAUGAGACUCUGGUGUACCACGGUAUCACUGAUGACGACAUGCAGCGCAAAACACUACGGCUGUCGGUGAGUGAUAUGGACAAGUUUGGACACAAUGAGUUCAUAGGAGAGACGCGUGUUGCUCUGAAGAAACUCAAAGCCAACCAGAUGAAGAACUACAGCGUCUGUCUUGAGAGGGUGGUCCAGGUGAAGAAGGCAGGCACAGGAGGUUCAGCCCGGGGCAUGGCUCUCUACGAGGAGGAGGUAAAGGAGGAUGAAGCCGAGGAGAGGGGUCGUAUCCUGGUCUCUUUAACCUACAGCACCCAGCAGGGUCGUCUGAUAGUGGGAGUGGUGCGCUGUGCUCACCUGGCAGCUAUGGACUCUAAUGGAUACUCAGACCCUUUCGUCAAGAUCUGCCUGAAACCAGACAUGGGGAAGAAAGCCAAGAACAAGACACAGAUCAAGAAGAAGACCCUCAACCCAGAGUUCAAUGAGGAGUUCAGCUAUGAGAUCAAACAUGGUGAGCUGGCCAAGAAGAUCCUGGACAUCUCCGUUUGGGACUAUGACAUGGGAACAUCCAACGAUUUCAUUGGUGGAUGCCAGCUGGGCAUCACAGCCAAGGGGGAGUGUCUGAAGCACUGGUACGAAUGUCUCAAGAACAAAGACAAGAAGAUUGAGCGCUGGCACGUCCUCCUAAAUGACAACACCAUCAAAGACACGGACGACUGAGAGACGACCUCGUCCUCCUCCUCCCUUGUCUUCUUCUUCCUCCCAUUUCCUCCUCCUCCCUCCUAAAUAGCGUUUUCUAAUUUCCUCUUAAAUAUAAUAUUUUGUCUUCCAAUCAUCCAAUUGUUUUUAAAUGUAUUUAAAUUGUAAAGUAUUUUUGUCUAAUGUUUUUUCGUUAUGUGUCGGAACCCAGGAAGACAAGCUGUCUCCAUUGGCGUCGGCAAAUGGGAUCCUAAUAAAAUCACAAAUCAUAAUCUAGGUCUUCCUACUUUCAGUAAUGUGAACCUGAAUUAGCAGCAAAUUAAGGCUCUCACACUUUUUACAACUUCAUUCUUCUUGUGCAGACAGAAAUCUUAUUGGAUUCAUGUACUUAUCAACACAGUGUUUCCAGUGAAACAAAAAGAAACUGCAACAGAAUAUCUCCUAUAUUUCAGGCAUGCUUUACUGCUUCUGGGGGAAAGUGAUCUCUUUCACUUAUCUCUAAAACCUGGAAACCGGAUUUCAAUGAACAGGGUGCUAAAGUAUGUUGUUAAACAAUGCGUUGUUACACCAUCCUUACCUAUCUCAGUCUCAACGCAAGGAAUUCCCCUCCUCUCUUACCAUAGACAUGAUAUAGAUUACAUCAUAUAGAUUGCAUCAUUGUCUCUGACCCCCACCCUGGAUUUUGCUGUACAAUGUUAUGAUGUGGUCAUAAUCUGUGUUCUAUACUUCAAUACUGUGAUGUUAUGACACAGUCAUACAGAUGUAGGAUCUUAAUUGUAUCACUCUUUUGUUGCUGAGAAUUAUCCUGCUAUGCAGUAGUGUAUUUGAGUUUUAAAAAGGCUUCUAAAGUUUGUAAUUUCCAUUUUGAAAUGUCAGACUUGAUUUGCUGUAACCGCUGUUGUUGGUGGAAGAAGGUGAGGACCAAUGCGCAGCGUGGUACAUGUUUAUCUUUUUAAUAAAGUAAACUGAACACUGAAUAACAAAACAACAAAGAAACAACUGAAACAGUUCUGUCUGGUGCAGACACACAAAGACUGAAAAGAACCACCCACAAAACACAAUGGAAAACAGGCUACCUAAAUAUGGUUCUCAAUCAGGGACAACGAUUGACAGCUGCCUCAGAUUGAGAACCAUACCAGGCCAAACACAGAAAUAGAAAAUCAUAGACAAACUAACAUAGACAACCCACACAACUCACGCCCUGACCAUACUAAAACAAAAGACAAAACAAAGGAACUAAGGUCAGAACGUGACAUUUGCUCUAAUGGAAAAUGUAUCAAUCUCUACAAAAUUUCCAUUAAUUAUAAUCCACAUAAUAAUUCACAUUUCCUGUUGCUGCAGGAUUAUUUUCCUGCGGUAGCAAAUUGACUCAAAUUAAAUUCCCACAUCUGUAAUCUGUCUUGUACACUUCUAUACUGUGAUUGCUUGGGACUAGUGUUUGUGCUGCCAAAGCAUAUGAUCUUCACUUGUGCUACUGUAUGUACAAACAGUUUGUUAAAAGGAGCAUGUGUUGGAUGUUAUGGAACAUAUGUUGAUGUUAUUUAUGAAUGAAGAUAUUUACAUAGUAUUAGCUGUUUAGGUUGAUUACAUGCUAGCUGUUUUGGUUGAUUACAUGUUGCAUGUUAUUGAAGCAUUCCUCUAAGAACCAUGGGAUAUCUUAGAAACACUGAUUUAGAUGUUGCUCUCUUUUUUCGCUCCCUCUCUCUCACUUUCUUUCUCUCUCACACUCUCUCUCUCUCUCUCGCUCCCUCUCUCUCUCUCUCUCUCUCGCUCUCACUCAUAGAACAAAGUGUUACUCCAAGCCUGAUGAAGUAAUGAUCAGACAAUACUGUAUUGGCUACUUUUUCCACCACUGUUAAUGCAUAGACAUUCUUUGAAGUUCGCUCAUUGUAUAAGCAGCGUCUGUGACAUGGCAGGACCUUUGUGAGAAUCAGGUGAGGUUUGAGAACUGGUGGCCUGAGUAGACACGCAGUGGGAUGUAGGUGGACUUUGGCUCUCUUGAUAAACACAGUAGUGAAUCUCUUCUCUUUUCUUUUCCAACUGGUUGAAAGUUCACAGUCCUGUUGGCCUCUGAAGGAUUAGUCUGCCUGACUGUAUAGACUUGAACUCCACUGUGCAGUA
Oncorhynchus masou masou (cherry salmon) is the source of this 4006-nucleotide messenger RNA. It is a transcript of the gene rph3aa, whose product is annotated as rabphilin 3A homolog (mouse), a. Gene Ontology annotation, molecular function: small GTPase binding. The transcript has 15 exons. Lineage: Eukaryota; Metazoa; Chordata; Actinopteri; Salmoniformes; Salmonidae. Gene Ontology annotation, cellular component: membrane. The record is from RefSeq and is a predicted model, not a curated record. The coding region runs from base 14 to 1906 and encodes 630 amino acids. Gene Ontology annotation, biological process: intracellular protein transport.